Hyaloscypha bicolor E is the source of this 1045-nucleotide messenger RNA. RefSeq names its product RNA-binding domain-containing protein. Lineage: Eukaryota; Fungi; Ascomycota; Leotiomycetes; Helotiales; Hyaloscyphaceae. Bases 78 to 701 code for a protein of 207 amino acids. The transcript has 3 exons. Gene Ontology annotation, molecular function: RNA binding. The record is from RefSeq and is a predicted model, not a curated record.
CGUCUACCCCACCACAACCUUCUAACUUCUAACUUCCCCUCAUAAUAAUACCGACAAUUUCGAAGUCAGUCGCCACCAUGGCGCAAACUCUCGCAAGAACGGUACCAACUUCUGGCACACGAAAACCCAAUUUACCACCGAACCAGACCUUAUACGUGACCAAUCUCCCGUCUGCAAAGAUCCAGAAAGAAGACCUACGCAGAUCACUCUACAUUCUCUUCUCGACAUACGGACCAGUCCUCGAUGUCGUUGCUCUACGAUCUAUGAAGAUGCGCGGUCAAGCACAUAUAGUGUAUCGAGACGUACAAACGGCAACCCAAGCUAUGAGAGCAUUGCAAGGAUUUGAAUUCUUCGGCAGAGACAUGGAAAUUCAAUAUGCCAAGUCGAAGUCAGACACCAUCGCGAAGCUGGAUGGAACUUUUCGGAUGCCUUCUGCAGCUGCUGGUGCUGUCACUGCGACGGAAUUACAGCAAAGUAUCUUCAAUGCACCUCCGUCUGCUGCCACAACCGUCCCAGCGACACUACCCCCGCGACCUGAAGGUUUAAAGCCACCUUCUUCAGCUGCAGAUCAUGUUAUGGAGGAUGCCAGAAGUCCGACAGGGAGUGCUGCUGGUCAGAAGAGAAGGCGAGAUGAGGAGGAAGAGCCGGAGGAGGAUAGUGAAGGAGAUGUUGCUAUGGAGGAGGAUAGUGACGACGAAUAAUAAGUCACAUUGUGCCUUUGCGGAGCACUUGGCGUUGAGGGCAAGAAAAUAUGAGCAUUUCAAGGCGUUAUUGGAGUUAAGCAGCAUAGAAAGAUGCUGGGAGAAUUAUUGGACUCUAGGGUAUCUCCAGGUCUACCUCCAAGAACCGAGUUCUGAACAUCAACCUAUUGGUCCUCUUUCUCGUCUCGGGCCAUCUCAGAUGGAAUCCAUAAUCCUACGCAACCUCCAACUAACCCAAUCCAUACCAUCAGAUAGUCCUUUAUAGGGCAACCAAAGCUCUCCAUAGCUUCUUUCGUCUGACAUGGAUGAAUGAAAAAAGCUGGUAUAUCUGUUAUUGGAUGUGG